UCUCUCCCCGCACAAAAUCCCUGAAAAAUCAGAGAAACAAAACAACAAAUAAUGGAACAUGCAAAAUGCAGCAGCGGCAGCGGGUCGUCCAAGGCCCAAACACUUCUCAACCGCUCUGCCCAUUGCCUCAGCCGCCGAGAUUUCUCUACUUGCCGCAAGCUCGCUCUUCAAGCUCGAGAAUCCGACCCCUACAACUCCGCCUCCGACCAAAUCCUUGCCGUCGCCGACAUUCUGCUCGCCGCCAACCGCCAAAACCCACCUGAUUGGUACUCCGUUCUUCAGAUACCCCGACCCGGACCCGCAAACCCGACUCUCAUCCGGACCCAGUUCGAGAAACUCAGGACCCUCUUGCUCUUGAAACCCGGCAAGAACCGGUUCGCUUUCUCUCAGGAGGCUCUGUGGCUCAUCAAGAAAGCCUGGUCCGUACUAUCGGACCCGGAGAAGAAAACCCAUUUCGAAAACGGGUCUGAGGAAGGGAAAGAAAGCGGAAAACAGAGAGAGGAGAGGGAAGAAAUUGUGGGUAAUGGGAAAAAUGGCCGAGGGUAUAAUGGGGGAAAGACAUUCUGGACUCUGUGUCCGUACUGCUAUUAUAUGUUUGAGUACGAGAAGGUGUAUGCAGAUUGUUGCUUGAGGUGCCAGAAUUGCAGGAAAGGUUUCCAUGGCGUGGCGAUAAAGCCGCCGUCAGGGGAUGUGAUAGUGGAGGGAAAGGAGCAGUACAAUUUCUGUUUUGGCUACUUUCAAAUGGUGUAUAUGGACCCGAAUUCGAAGAUGGAGUCGGAGGUAGUUGACAAGAAAGACGAGAAUGUGGUGGUGAUAUCCGAUGAUGAUUCCGAUGAGGACGAUUUCGGUGAUGGUAAUGUGGGUUUUGAGGGAAUGCAUGAGGAAGUGGUGAGGAGUGGGAGUCAUGGAGCUGAAGGGAAGACGCCGGUGAAGAGGGUGAAGAUUCCGGCUGGGCGGAUAAAGAGCACGAAAUCAAAGUCCGUGGCGAGGAAUACGAAGAAGAUAAUGGGGAAUGGGAUGAGGAGUAGGAGGAUUGAGUUGGAGGAUGUUGAGAGAGUGAAAUGUGAGGACAUGGAGGUUGAAGAGGGAAAUGGAGUUGCUGAGGGAGAGGGGGGUAGUGGGAGUGGUGGAACGGGAGGGCUGGAGUUUUUUGAAGGAGAAGAUGAUAUCUUUGUUGGAAUUGGGGAUGGUCCCAUAUGAAAGGAAUGCAUUGCUUUUCGGGGUCGUUGACGGAAGCUUUCUGAAUGGUUGAGGUAGCUAGUGGAAGGGUUUUCACAGUUGAAAGGAGACUGGAUGAUGACUCAAUGAACCAGGUGAUUUCAUAUCAAAUCUGAAAAUUAGAUGAGUAGUUUAUUUUGGUAAAUUUAACCGACUUUUAUCUUGUAAAAAUGAAAAGUAAAGCAGAGGUUCUGCUACAUCUCUUUGCUUUCGGUAUAGUGCAUCUGUGCUAGUCGCUGAGAGUACAUGCCUGUCUACUUCUUUCUGACUCUGGUUAGUUUUGUGGAAGAACAGAUGGGGCUUAAUGAAUUUGGGGACCGAAAUUAACCUUAUCAUAAA
Molecule: messenger RNA, 1557 nt
Organism: Pyrus x bretschneideri (Chinese white pear)
Lineage: Eukaryota; Viridiplantae; Streptophyta; Magnoliopsida; Rosales; Rosaceae
Exons: 1
Coding region: 52-1200 (382 amino acids)
Source: RefSeq, a predicted model, not a curated record